Neoarius graeffei (lesser salmon catfish) is the source of this 1851-nucleotide messenger RNA. It is a transcript of the gene gulp1b, whose product is annotated as GULP PTB domain containing engulfment adaptor 1b. The coding region runs from base 233 to 1360 and encodes 375 amino acids. The transcript is spliced from 13 exons. Lineage: Eukaryota; Metazoa; Chordata; Actinopteri; Siluriformes; Ariidae. The record is from RefSeq and is a predicted model, not a curated record.
GAGGCGCGCGGAGUAACGGGGACCAGCGCGCGCUCUCGCUCUCUCUCGCUCGCUCCUGCGGAAUACCGGAGAAAAGCGUCUUUACCUUGUCACGGAAAUGAGCUCAUUCCCUUUAUCUCAGUAAGGAAUGAGGAGAACAGAAGGGAAAGAAGGGAAGAGUUGACUGGUGAAAAGAUUCCUGAAAGCAGGUGGCUUCUGUCCAGACCCGUGGAGCUUCUUUUUUCUCGUCACGAUGAACAUUAGCUUCAACAGGAGGAAAGAUAAACCCACAAUGCACAGCUCCGAAGCUCUGGUGAAGCAUUACGUAGCCUACAGUGCUAAGUUUUUGGGAAUCACGGCAGUCGACCAACCAAAAGGCACAGACGUUGUUCGGGUGGCUGUGAGAAAAUUGAAGUUUCAAAGGCAUAUCAAAAAGUCAGAAGGGGAGAAAAUUCCCAAAGUUGAGCUACAAAUCUCCAUAUAUGGGGUCAAAAUAUUGGAUCCCAAAACAAAGGAUGUGCAGCACAACUGCCAGCUGCACAGGAUGUCUUUCUGCGCUGACGAUAAAACGGACAAACAGAUCUUCGCCUACAUCUGCACCGAGCCUGACACCAAGAGGCACCUGUGUUACGUGUUCGACAGCGAGAAAUGUGCAGAAGAGAUCACCAUCACCAUUGGCCAGGCGUUUGACCUGGCAUAUAAAAUGUUCCUGCAGUCCGGGGGAAAAGAUGCGGAGUCAAGAAAACAGAUAGGAAACUUACAAAAGAGGAUUCAGGAUUUGGAAAUGGAAAAUUCAAAGCUCAAAAAACAGCUGCAGCAUCUGGAGGAUCAGCUGAUCAGCGCACAGUCGUCACCACUGUUGCAUGUUAACUCCUCGACGGACACCUGCGUCUUGUCCUCUGCUCUGUCCUGCUGUACUGAUGACGUCUCCUCACUGUCCUCUCUAGAGAUUUCCUCUGUCACACUAACGCCUCUCAGUUCACCUGAUUCCGGCCAGUCGGCAGGCCUUCUGACCCCGCCUACCACUAAACCCGCCCACUUUCUGCCAAAUAAUGGCUUCAUUGUUCCACGUCCUCGUGUAAAUGCUGGGAGCAUCCCGGUGAAACCCACCUCGACAGACAUAUUCGACAUGGUCCCAUUUACACCUGGAUCUUCCACAUCGAGGAUACAGAUGUGUAACGGGAAUCGGAGUUUCCCCUCACCGCCUUCUGUAGCCAGAGAUACGGAUCUGUUCGGCGCCGUGCCCUUUGACCCUUUCACCUGCCACAUUGUGGACUACCCUCCAGACGUCCAGUCCAAGCUGGAUGAGAUGCAGGAGGGGUUCAAAAUGGGUCUGACUCUAGAGGGCGCCAUUUUCUCCCUGGAUCAAGUGGACGGCUGAAGCUGAAGUCCAACAUGAUUGCUUUCGAUGUCUGAAGAUUUGAACAGUAUGAUGAAGUGUUUGGAAUUAUGUUCUGCGUUAAGGGAUGAAAAUUGAACGGCGCGCGAACACGUUGUACAAAUUCGUUCUAUUUUUAUAUUGUGUUAAAAAAAAGUGGGUCUGUAGAGAUUGUCAUUUUAAUGAUCACUGAUUUUAUCUGAGUGUCACCACACACACAUAUACACACACACACACAGUCAAUUUCUGCUGAAAAACACAGCUGUGUAAAUGUUUUCGAGAUGUUUUGUUUUUUCCCAUCCUUUGCACUUUCUACAUUAGUCCUUCGACACCCAAACCCGUCCUCCGUUUCCGUUCUCUAUCCUGCAUUCAUGUGGAACAUCUAAUAUUUGCUUUAUGACUAUUUAAUCAUAUUACAUUUGUUAAAUAAAGUACAACUCGUUGAGCAUUACAGCUCUUUUCCUCCUGAAGCAUUAAACAGAUCACAUUUCAUU